UUUCCCUCCGCUUUGCAAAGUCACUGUCUGAGCAGAAUCGUCGGAAAGAAGAGGCCAGUUGCUUCUGAUACUUCUCUAAAAAGCUACUUAAAUGAAAUGAGAGGACUUAUCUAUCCAAGGAUUUACAGCCUAGAAAAGAAGCAAAGAAGUUAUUUCCUCCUUUUUCUCCCCCUACUCCCAGUAGAGCUGAUCAGAUCUCAGUUCUGGCAUGCGUCUCAUCUCUCCGAAUACUAUGUCACAGUAUUCUACUAACUUUCUCUUGCUUCCCAUACCCGAGAAUCCUGUCUUAGACUGUGUGCCCAACAAAAUCAUCAAGCUUGUUGUACUUGGUGGCAGUAACGUUGGCAAGACAGCCCUGGUUGUGCGCUUUCUCACUAAAAGAUUUAUUGGAGACUAUGAGGCCAAUACUGGUGCCUUGUAUUCAAGAAAAUUCACCAUAGACGGAGAGCAGAUCUCCUUACAGGUGCAGGAUACACCCUUUGUCUCAUUGGAGGAUGAUAAUGACAGUAUUUGCUGCCAGGAGCAAAUAAACCGUUCAAUCUACUGGGCGGAUGGUUUUGUAUUCGUUUACUCCAUCACGGACUACGAUAGCUAUCGGGUCAUCCGACCCCUGUACCAGCACAUUCGCAAGAUCCACCCCAACGCCAACAUCCCCCUGCUUCUGAUGGCCAACAAAGGGGACCUGCUGCGAGCCAGACAGGUGUCCUCCAGAGAAGGGCUUCAACUGGCCAAUGAGCUGGGUGGCACUUAUUGUGAAGUGUCAGCCCGGGAGAACUGUGAGGGGGUGCACGAGGCCUUCCAGCAACUUUGCCAGGAGGUGGGCAGGAUGAUUGGGAGCUGCAAUGGGGAAAAACGGAGAGGGCUCCACCUCAUCCGGCCCAAGUCUCCAAACAUGCAAGACUUAAAGAGACGUUUGAAACAGGCACUGUCGUCCAAAGGGAAAUCUGCCACUACACUUUGACAUUGCUGACAGCUACUUCAAAAAGCAAGCAAGCAAGCUGAUAUUUAUGUCUUUAUUCCCUCAAAAUUCAAUGGGCACAUUGGUUUUUAAAGAUCUCAGUUAAACAUCCUCUGUUUCCUUCAGCAAAAGACCUAUUGAAUGGAUAUUUCUGAGCAAGAGUUUAGAAACUGUGUUUAAAAAAAUAACAUGUCAAAAGCUAUGCACUUUUUAAAAGGGGGACAUCGCCAAGUAGUUUACGUCUAAAAUUUAGGUUUCAUUAAUAAGAAAAGAUUUUUAAAAUCCUAGAGGUGUGAAGAGAAAUGUCUUGGGUUUUUGCUUUGGGAUGUAAAUAUUCCCAAACACAAACAUUAGGGAGCCAAUGCAUGACAACAGGAGCAUGAAACUGACUAUAUACAGAAAGUGAAACUCCACUAGACUACUUUCCCUAUUCUGUGCUAGCUAAGUGAAAUUCAAAAAGCAACCAAAGAGAAAUGGUGAAAACUAAGUGAGAUUCAAAUUAGAUACUUUAAAUUAUGUUAUAAAGUUAUUAAUAAUAAUGGAAAUGAUUUUUUCAAAUAUGAUUUUUAUUAUUACAGUGCCUUUUUAAAGGAAGCAUAAAAAAUCACAGUUCUCUGAUUUUUUUAUUUUUAUUAUUACAAGUAACACCUAGGUUGACUGUAACUGAAAGAUUGGAGGAAAAAGAUAUGUUUCUCUUAUUUUUUUCCAUUUGUUUACUUUGACAGCACUUUUUAGUUAAUUUUACUAUAGUCUGCUUCCUGCAUUUUUGUGUGGAUCUUCCACAUGGCAACAGGAGAGAAAAAAACAUAAAAAAAGAUAGAGAAGUGUGAUUGUAAAAUCACAAAAAUGGGCUGGCAGCAUCUCCUUACAUUGUGUCUCAGCAUGCACAUCUCGCAGUAUAACCUUCAUUACAUGAUUUUUUUAAAAAUAGGAUCUUAGUUUUGUUAGCAUUGUUUGUAGAAAAAAAAGUUUAACUGUAUAAAUAAAGUUAAUUAACCCUCAGAGCAAUUCCCACAAAGCCCACUCAGCAGAUCAUCCAAUCUUAUUGCCUGCAGUUGGUUUGACUAUGUUUGUGUGCGUGUGUAUGUACACAACAUUAAUCCUCAAGGCCAUACAGGUGUUGCUUCAUUAGUUGUGCAUUGUAUGCAGAAGUGGCCUAUAAGUGGAGAUGGACCAAACCACAAAACACUAAUCCUGUUCCAAACUUUCAGAGAACUCGGGAGUCUCCAGGUUAGGGAUUUGGUUGGGGUUGAUCCUUGUACAAGAGAUCAUUAUUCUGAGUAGAUUAAGGGAAUAAGUAGAUAUCUCUGUGAGGUACAAUACAAUCCUGAUGCUUUUACAUACACAGGCCUGCAGCAGGAGUUAAUGAUUUGAAGGUAACUGUUAUGGAUUAAUCCAAGAGUACAGUGACUCAUGGCUCCAUCUGUCUUUAGUGCUUCACACAAACAUAUUUAAGAGGAGAUUUAUGUUGCAUUUUUAUAAGGAAGUAUCAAUGAGGGCUGGACAGCCUAAGAUGCUUUUGCAAUACUAUUUGGCUGGAAGUAAUUUCACUAAGAAAACCAUAGCUCCAUUCUUACUCAGCACACAGCUUCUUAUGGGCAUAUUUGAAGCAAGAGGAGAUUAACUGACAAGCAGUCAUGCUAGGGUGGCCAGGGCUGAGCUGGUAUGUGAGCUGAAAGUCUUUUUUUUUAAUAUUAUUUUAAUAAACAAGGCUAUUUGAAGCUGUAUUCUGUGGUCUGGCCAGUUUUAUGGCAACAGCAACAACACAAAGGC
This is a messenger RNA of Mauremys mutica (yellowpond turtle), 2731 nucleotides long. Its product is annotated as ras-like protein family member 11A-like. Gene Ontology annotation, molecular function: GTPase activity; GTP binding. NCBI's taxonomy places the organism in Eukaryota, Metazoa, Chordata, Testudines, Geoemydidae. The coding region runs from base 209 to 961 and encodes 250 amino acids. The transcript has 4 exons. The record is from RefSeq and is a predicted model, not a curated record.